This is a messenger RNA of Piliocolobus tephrosceles (Ugandan red Colobus), 1009 nucleotides long. RefSeq names its product C-X-C motif chemokine 5-like. Bases 134 to 481 code for a protein of 115 amino acids. Gene Ontology annotation, cellular component: extracellular region. Gene Ontology annotation, molecular function: chemokine activity. The record is from RefSeq and is a predicted model, not a curated record. Gene Ontology annotation, biological process: defense response; immune response; chemotaxis. The transcript has 4 exons. Lineage: Eukaryota; Metazoa; Chordata; Mammalia; Primates; Cercopithecidae.
AGUGGGGAGAGAUGAAUGUAGAUAAAAGGAGUGCAAAACGCACUAGGAAGCCCCAGUGCUCCGGAUCCUCCAAUCUCCGCUCCUUCACUCAGUUCAGGAACCCGCGACUGCUCGCAGAGCUCUCUUGACCACUAUGAGCCUCCUGCCCGGCUGCGCGGCCCCUGUCCCGGGUCCUUCGGGCUCCUUGUGCGCGCUACUCGCGCUGCUGCUGCUGCUGUUGACGCCACCAGGGCCCCUCAGCACAGGGGGUCCUGUCGCUGCUGCGUUGAGAGAGCUGCGUUGCAGUUGUUUACAGACCACGCAGAGAGUUCAACCCGAAAUGAUCAGUAAUCUGCAGGUGUUCGCCAUAGGCCCGCAGUGCUCCGAGGUGGAAGUGGUAGCCUCCCUGAAGAACGGGACGGAAGUUUGUCUGGAUCCACAAGCCCCUUUUCUAAAGAAAGUCAUCCAGAAAAUUUUGGGCCGUGAAAACAAGGACAACUGAUGAAGAGAAAUGAGUACGCAUGGAAACGUUUCCCAGUCUUCAGCAGAGCAGUUUUCUGGAGGUCUCUGGACCCAGGGAAGACAAGAAGGAAGGAUUUUGUUGUUGUUUGUUUGUUUAUUUCUUUUUCCAGUAGUUAGCUUUCUUCCUGGAUUCCCCACUUUGCAGACUGUGAGGAAAACCUAUGUUUGCCCCUUAAGCUUUCAGCUCAGCUAAUGAAGUGUUUAGCAUAGUACCUCUGCUAUUUGCUGUUAUUUUAUCUGCUAUGCUAUUGAAGUUUUUGGCAAUUGACUAUACUGUGAGGCAAGAAUCCCUGGUUGUUAAUCUUUCAAAGUGUCCUGAAUUGAAGGUGACUAUUACAUGUCCAAGAAAUAUUCCUUAAGGUAUUAACUGAGAAGACUGGAUUUAAUAUGGAAAUGAUGUUUCAUAAGAAUUCUGUCGAUGGAGAUACACUGUUAUCUUCACCUUUUUAAGAAAUAGGAAAUAUUUUAAUGUUUCUUGGGGAAUACGUCCGAGAAUUUCCUUACUCUU